AUGGAGGUCGAGUCGCCGGCGGUCGACGCCCUCCCCACUCGGCCGGUCCGGCCCGCACGCCCGGGCCGCUCCGCGGCACCGCACAAGGACGACGGAGACGAUGACGGGAGCGUGCACACGCCCUCGCGGACGGAAGAGCUGCCGCUGAGCGCCACCGGGAACGGCAUUCAGGGGGCGUCCUCGAUCGCGGACGACCCCUCCUCGCCCAAGUCGUCCAACAAGACGCCAGGCCGGCAAAGCGACGCGGGGCAGGGCGCGGAGGCGGCGAAGCUGAAGAAGAUGCUGCAGAAGAUGGCGGCGAAGCUCAAGAUCGCGGAGCACAAGCUGGCCGAGCGCGACGCGGAGGUGGACGAGCUCAAGCGGUCGCUCGCGGAGGCCGAGGGGCGCGCGGAGAGCUCCGGCGCGGCGGCGGAGCGCGCGGCGGCGAGCGCGGCGGAGGUCGCGGACCUGCGCGUGAAGCUCGCGGCGCUGGAGGCGGAGCUGGAGGGCGGCGCGGGGGAGCGGGAGCGCGAGGCGCGGGAGCGGGCCGCGGAGCUCGAGGGGCGCGCGGCGGAGGCGCAGGACCUGCAGCGGAAGCUCUCGGAGGCGGACCGGCUGCGCGUGCAGCUCGAGGGGACCAGCACGUCGCUGAAGCUACGCAUCCAGGAGCUGGAGUCGGCGACGACGGAGGCGCGCGAGGCGUCCGAGUCGCAGGCGGGGCAGGCGGAGGCGCUGCGCGCGGAGCUCGAGCGGGCGCGGGCGGAGCACGCCGCGGAGCUGGAGCGCGUGCGCGCGGAGCACGCCGAGGCGGUGGCGGUGCUGGAGGAGGCGCGGCGCGUGGCGGGCGAGGAGGCGGCGGGCAGGCGGGCGCGGCGGCGGAGGAGCGCGAGCGCGCGGUCGCGGCCGCGGAGGCGGCCCGCGAGGAGCUGCGCCGAGCUGGAGGGGGCGCGGCGGGCGCUGGCCGCCGCGGAGAGCGCCGCCGAGGACGCGCGGGGCACCGCGGACGAGCGCGGGUACCGCCUGGAGGAGGCCGAGGAGGGGCGGAAGGCGGCGGAGGCGGCGCUGGAGGAGCGCGGCGCGGAGCUGCGGGGCGCGGAGGAGCGCGUCGUGGCGCUGGAGGCGGAGGUGGCGGGCGCGGGGGAGCGCGCGGCGGCGCUGCGGGCGGAGGCGGACUCGGCCGAGGCGCGCGCGCGCGAGCAGGAGGCGCUCGCGAAGGCGGCGGCGGACCGCGAGGCGGCGGCGCGGGAGGGCGCGGCGGAGCUGCGGGAGCGCCUGGCCAAGGAGGAGGGCAAGGCGGAGGCGGCGGUGAAGGAGGCGGCGGUGCUCGCGGGGCGGCUCGAGGAGCUCGGGCGCGUGCGGGACGGGCUCGAGGCCAAGCUGGCGGACCGGGCGCGCGAGGCGGAGGCGCUGGGGAAGCGCGCGGCGGACGCCGAGGAGCGCGGCGCCGGCGUGGCGCAGGAGCUCGCGGGCGCGCGCGCGGAGCUCAAGGAGAUCAAGGGGCAGCUCGCGGAGAAGGCCUCGCGGCUGGAGGACGCGGACGGGCGGCUGGAGGCGGCGAGGAAGGACAAGGAGGGGCUCAAGGAGCGGCUCGAGGGGGCGGAGCGGGCGCUGGAGGAGGCGCAGUACAGCGCGGACAAGGAGGGGAAGAGCGCGGCGUCGCUCAAGGAGAAGCUCGCGGCGCGGGACGACGAGCUCGAGGCGCUCAAGGAGCAGCACGCGGCGCUGACGCGCGCGCACGAGACGCAGGCGGGCGCGCUCGAGAAGCUCACCGCCGAGCACGCCGCGGCCACCGCGCGCCUCGAGGCGCUCGAGGCGGACCUGGCGCGGGCGCGGGAGCUGCUCGACCCGGUCACCGCGGAGCGCGACGCGCUGCAGACGCAGAGGGGGGAGCUCGAGGCGCAGCUGGCGGCGACGACGGAGCGCGCGGCGCGCGCGGAGGGCGCGGAGAAGUCGCUGCAGGGCAUGCUGGACGCGGCCGGGGAGGAGAAGGCGGCGUUGAAGGGCGAGGUCGCGUCGCUGAAGGAGUCGGUGGUGGGCCUGGAGGCGCGGGCGGGGGCGCUGGAGGGGGAGCUGGCGGCGGCGCGGGAGAGAGGGGAGGGGCUCGAGCGGGAGCUGGCGUCGGAGCGGGAGCGCGUGGCGGCGCUGGAGGGGGAGGUUGCGGGGCUGAAGGAGAGCGUGGCGGGGGUGGAGGCGGCGCGGGCGGCGCUCGAGGGGGAGCGCAACGGGCUGACGGCGACGCUGAGCGAGGUGCGCGCGCACGAGGCGAAGCUGCAGGGGGACGUGGACCGGCUGAACCAGGAGCUGGGGUCGGCGACGACGCGCGGGGAGGGCCUCGAGGAGCGGGCGGCGCGCGCGGUGGCCGAGGAGGCGGCGAUGAAGGUGGCGCUGCGGGAGUACAAGAUCAAGUUCAAGAAGAAGCUCGAGCAGUCGCAGGCGGCCGUGAAGGAGGCGAUCGCGCGGCAGGACGCGGCGGAGGCCGCGCGGGCGGCGGCGGAGGCCGAGCGCGACCGCACGGCGCGCGCGUGCGACGAGGCCAACCAGCAGGUCGCGGAGAUCGAGGAGAGGCUGCGCGAGCGCGAGGAGCUCGUGUCGAACUCGCAGCCGACGAUCGACCGCCUGAAGUCCGAGGUCAGGGCCGCGCAGGACGCGCUGGUGGCGGCGCGCGCCGAGUGGGAGUCGCUGGUGGUGAUCAUCGAGCCCGGGCGGGCGCGCGACGCGGAGGCGAAGGAGAAGGCGAUCGCGAGCGGGGUGGACGGCGCGCGGCGCGACCUCGAGCGGCACCGGCGGCGGCAGGCCAAGAUGGCCAAGGAGCGCGACGAGGCGGUGGCGGCGAAGACGGCGGCCGAGGCCGAGGUGAAGCUGCUGCAGGCGCAGAUCCGCAUGGAGCGCGAGGGGCGCGACAAGGCGCGCAGCGAGCUGAGCGCGGUGCAGCAGCGCGCGUCGCAGGCGCAGGUGGUGGCCAGCAAGGUGCGCGGCGCCGAGGCCAGCCUCAAGUCGCGGAUCGCGGAGCUGCAGGAGGAGCUCGCGAAGACGCGCGACGCGCUCCAGCGCGCCAACCACGACGUGAUGGACUGGCGCGAGCGCGCCGCGCGCGCCCAGGACGUGCGCGCCUCGCGCUCGGGGCUCACCGAGGAGGACCUCAUGGACCGCGCGCGCCGCGCGAUGAAGCGCGCCGCGGAGCUGGAGAAGCAGCUCGGGCAGGCGCAGAAGGCGCUCGUCGACUCCGAGGCCGAGGCGGCCGUCCUGAAGGGGAUGGUCAAGUCGCUGAAGAUCGAGCUGCGCACGACGCGCGCGGCGGCGAAGGAGGGCCGCGAGGUGCGCGGGGGCCGCAGGGGCGGGCACGCAGAGGAGCACGUGCGGCGGAGCGGCGCGGCGCGCGGGUCGCGGGACGCCCCCGCGCUGAGUCCGCGGCAGGGGGGGUUCUCCGACGCGGAGUCCCCCACGCACGGGUGGGGCGGCGUGGACCCGCCCGCGGCGUCGAUGACGCCGGCGUUCGGGGGCAGCCACGCGCCGCACGGGCGGUACAACGACCGCCACGGCGACGACAUCAGCCUGCCGCCCAUCUCGGCGGGGAGCAACCGCGCGGGGCCGCGCGGCGGGCACGGGCACGCGGCGGCGUCGCGGUCCGCGGCGGACGACUCCAUGGCGCUCGGGAGCCCGAUGGUCGCGCGCGCGGACCACCCGCCCGCGGAGCACGACGACAUGGCAGCGAUGGGGUCGCCGGACGGCAGCGGGCACGGCGGGGGAGACAGCCCGGGCCCCGCGGCGGGGAACCCGCUGCUGCGCGUCGCGGGGCAGGCGUCGGCGUCGCUGCAGGGGUCGUCGACCGAGGUGCCGAUCCCGGACGCCGCGCCGGAGCCGCCCGCGCCCGCGGCGGAGCAAACGCCCCCCCCGGCGCAGGAGGAGUCCGAGGAGGACUACGUCAGGCCCGCAGAGCCCCCCGCGGCGCCGGCCGUGGCCGCGGAGGCGUCCGAGGAGGACUACGUGCGGCCCGCGGAGCGCUUCGCUGGCGAGCGGCGGCAGUCGGGGGACGACGCGGAGGUGGUCCAGUCGGGCGACGUGGAGGACGGCGGCGCGGGCGAGCGCGGCGCGGGCAGCGCCGCGGACGAGCUCAGCGACGUGGACGAUGACGAGCUGGAGCGCAUGCUGCAGUCCGAGGACGGCGGCAGCGGCGGCAGCGGCGGCGGCGGCGACUACGAGGCGAGCGAGGACUUCGAGGAGAUGAUCGAGGGGUUCGAGGGGGCGGCGGACGUGGGCGCGGGCUAG
This is a messenger RNA of Pedinophyceae sp. YPF-701, 4245 nucleotides long. NCBI's taxonomy places the organism in Eukaryota, Viridiplantae, Chlorophyta, Pedinophyceae. The record is from the annotation of a GenBank genome assembly.